AUGCUGUGCAUAUUUUUAUUAAGUUUUGCAACGGGUGUUCUAACGGAAACUGUGUUUUAUGACUCAUAUUCGGGUAACGAGUUAACUAAAGAAGAUGUUAAACCAUAUAUUAAACAGAAUUCUACAUUUUGGUGUAUCAAUGAAAUCAUGCCAUGCAAUCCGUACGAGGGGAGGAGAAUUGAUGGUUCCUGCAACAACCUUAAGUAUCCCAACAGAGGAGCGGCUCACACGCCUAAUUUAAGACUACUACCCCCUGAAUAUGAUACAGAUUUUGAGCCCAGGAAGACCAAAUCUGGAGAACCUUUGCCGCUCGCUAGAUCAGUGAGGACAACAGUCAUGGCAGAAGGAAGGGUGCCAGACACGAGAUUUACCCAACUUUUGCUUCAUUUCUUUGUGUUUAUUACUAGCGAUGUUUUAUCCGUACAUGAUACAGUAAAUUACAUUAAAUGGACGCCCUAUUGUUGUGAAGAAAAAGGGAAAACAGAUAAAAAAUGCAUUUCAAUAAAAAUACCUGACGAUGAUCCUGUACAUAGAUUUUCAUCCAUAAGAUGUCUGAAUUUGACAAGACCAGAGACUUUUCAAUCAAGGGGCUGUUUGAAGAACAAAACACUUCCUGAAAGAAUUACAUCAUCGACUCCCGCAUUUGACCUAUCUCAAUUAUAUGGUACAUCACUGAAUUUUCUCAACGCCAAGGUUAGAAAAUUUGAAAAGGGCUUGCUGAAAUUUGAAGUAGCUAAUGGAAAAAUUUGGCCACCUAGUGUAAACACUACGGAUAACCUAUGCUUCCUGAACAAGUUACCCCACGAAACUAGAUGUCAUGAUAUACCGGAAGGCGGCGGUAACAGUGUUUUAGGCAGUAAUUUGUUUACAAUUUGGUUAUGGCGUUUGCACAAUCGUAUAGCCACUGGAUUAGCAGAAGUAAAUCCCUGCUGGGACGACGAGAAACUCUUCUACAUGGCGAGGGAACUUACUAUAGCAAUUAUGAUGCAGAUUUACUACUAUGAACUAAUGCCGACUUUAAUGGGAUAUGAUAAUUUGGUAAGAAAUGGAGUACUGUCACCAUUUACUGAGGAUUUUAGAGAUAUAUACAAUGACGAUCUUGUACCGCAAAUAACACUCGAAUUCCCAUUCGUGUUGCGUUGGGCUCAUACAAUUCAAGAAGGAAGACUAAAAAUGUACGACACUAAAGGCGUUUAUUUAAAAGAGGUUCCAGUAGUUAAUUUGACUCUAAGAACUGGGUAUUUAGAUGAGAAUUUGGAAUACAUUACCCACGGAGCUUUUAGGCAGCCCUCUGCUAAAUUUGACUACAUUGUUGAUCCAGAUAUAGCAGAACAAGGUUUGGGGCCUCACCAAUUAGCUGUUGACCUCUUAUCGAGUGAUCUAACUAAAAAUCGAUACUUUGGAUUUCCACCCUACAUCAAGUACAGAAAGCUUUGCUCUGGCAAGACGUACCGCACUUUCGAUGAUUUACUUGAUGUUAUUGAUCCUGAGAGAAUAGAAUUACUUAAAGAAAAAUACAAGCAUGUGGAAGAUAUUGACUUGAUGGCGGGCAUAUGGUUAGAGAGACCAAUUCAAGGUGGACACGUGCCAGUCACAUUCUUUUGUAUCGUCGCAGACCAAAUGCGUAGAUCGGUAGCGUCAGACAGACAUUGGUACGAACGGCCUAACAGACCCAACGGUUUUACUUUAGAACAACUCUUAGAAGUAAGAAAGGCGUCUAUUGCGCAGAUCAUGUGCGCUGUGGGCGAUAAAGUGACUGCCAUACAACCACAUGCCUUCAAUAUGCCUGGACUAGGUAAUGAAAUGAUAAGCUGCGAGAAUAUCCAAAAAAUGAAUUUAUGCGCGUGGAGAGACCAGGCUUGUAACAAUCCAUUCGCAAAUAAUAUCUAUAAUUUA
Molecule: messenger RNA, 1896 nt
Organism: Brenthis ino (lesser marbled fritillary)
Lineage: Eukaryota; Metazoa; Arthropoda; Insecta; Lepidoptera; Nymphalidae
Source: the annotation of a GenBank genome assembly